AUGUCGUCAUACUUGAACACUGUCAGUGGAUCUGGUGCAUCGGCACAAGCCUACGCUGCUCCAGCCGCAUCAGCUCCAGCUGCAUCAACCCCUGCUGCCGCUGCCCAAGCUGCCCCAGCCUUCAGCUCUACUCCACCAAGUGGACGAGGAAUUGCUAGCUACCUUGACACUGUUCCCAAGAACCCUUCUGUCAGUGGACCAGGAAUCACUUCUUACCUUGACAGUGUGCCCAAGAAUGCACCUGUCAGUGGACCAGGAAUGUCUUCCUAUUUGAACACUGUCGGUGGAUCUGGUGGAUCUGCUCAAGCCUACUCUGCUCCCGUCGCGUCUACUCCAGCUGCAUCAACCCCUGCUGCUGCUGCCCAAGCUGCCCCAGCCUUCAGCUCUACUCCACCAAGUGGACGAGGAAUUGCUAGCUAUCUUGACACUGUCCCCAAGAACCCAUCUGUCAGUGGACCAGGAAUCACUUCUUACCUUGACACUGUUCCACGAAACCCUCCAGUCAGUGGAGCUGGCAUGGCUUCCUAUUUGAAUACUGUCGGUGGUGGAUCUGCUUCAGGUGCCCAAGCUGCGCAGGCAUACUCUACUCCAACUGCAUCUGCACCUGCUGCUGCCCAAGCUGCUCCAUCCUUCAGCUCUACUCCACCAAGUGGACGUGGAAUUGCUAGCUAUCUUGACACUGUCCCCAAGAACCCAUCUGUCAGUGGACCAGGAAUCACUUCUUACCUCGAUAGUGUCCCUAAGAACGCACCUGUCAGUGGACCGGGAAUGUCGUCAUACCUGAACACUGUCGGUGGUGGAUCUGGUGGAUCAGCUCAAGCCUACUCUGCUCCAGUCGCGUCUACUCCAGCUGCAUCAACCCCUGCUGCUGCUGCCCAAGCUGCUCCAGCCUUCAGCUCUACUCCACCAAGUGGACGAGGAAUUGCUAGCUAUCUUGACACUGUCCCCAAGAACCCAUCUGUCAGUGGACCAGGAAUCACUUCGUACCUCGACAGUGUCCCCAAGAAUGCACCUGUCAGUGGACCAGGAAUGUCGUCAUACUUGAACACUGUCAGUGGAUCUGGUGCAUCGGCACAAGCCUACGCUGCUCCAGCCG
This is a messenger RNA of Cylindrotheca closterium, 1096 nucleotides long. The record is from the annotation of a GenBank genome assembly. NCBI's taxonomy places the organism in Eukaryota, Bacillariophyta, Bacillariophyceae, Bacillariales, Bacillariaceae.